AUGUCCGGCGCCUUACGCAGCCUCGCGAAACGCGCGUUCACCGCGGCGACGGUCGCCCCUCGCAGGGCGGCGAACGUCCCGUACCUCCUGAACACCGCGCGCGCGCUCACGGGCCCCGCGAGCGGCGGUCACAUCAGCGACGAGCUCCUCGAGAAGCUCGGAACGCUCUCCACGCAAGCCCUCAUCGACGGCCUGUGGGUCAUGGGCUGGCCGACGUCGCACGUCAUGGGCGCGAGGCCGCUGACCGAAGGCCAGAAGAAGAUGGUCGGAAGAGCGAUCACGCUCCAGUUCGCGGCGACGCGCCCGGACAUCGCCGCGGACAAGCCCGCGGGGAUGGACUCCCCCGAGUACGAAGCGUUCGAAGCGUGCGCGGGCAACAAGGGCGUCGUCGUCAUGUCCUCGAUCGGCCCGUGGGAAUCCGUGGGCGGUGACAUCAAGUUCCUCCGCCUGAAGCAGCUCGAGUGCCGCGGCCUCGUCACCGACGGCAGCGUCCGCGACACGGGCGUCCUUCGCGAGUACGCCUUUCCCGUGUUUUCGCACAGCACGACGCCGCGUCAGGGCCCGCACGUGCAUCAGCCGUGGGCGGCGAACGUCGUCAUCAACUGCGGCGGCGUCGUCGUCCGCCCUGGCGACGCGGUCAUCGGCGACGACGACGGCUGCAUCAUCGUCCCGGCGUCGCACGCGCAGCAGGUGUACGACAUCGCGCACUCUCGCGAGGUCGUCGAGGAGAUCGUCAAGGAGGAGCUCACGAAAAACCCGGGCCCGCCCGGGAAGUAUUACCCGUUCAUGACCGGCAAGAUCAAGCCCGAGUCCCCGCUCGGGAAGCUCCUGACGUCCAAGGGCGUCAAGUUCACGCACACGGCCGCGAGGCCGGGCGCGAGGGCGACGACGCGGUCGGUCGUCUCGCCGAUGAACCGUUACAAGACGCUCGGCGCGAGGCGCAUGUCCACGCGCGCGACGCACCCGUUCGGUCGCCCCGAGGGUCACUACGUCCGCACGCACCUCGAGAUGGAGAAAGUCCUCAAGGAGUUCGAGAUACACAAGGCCUGCGCGGUCCUCCGAACCGGGAUCGACGGCGCGGUCCUCCCCGCGAUGGACGCCGCCGUCGCCGGCGGGUUCCGCUUAGCCGAGUUCACGCUCACGACGCCCGGAUGCCUCGACGCGGUGGCGGAAUACGCGAGCAACCGCCCGGAAGUUCUCACCGGCGUCGGCACCGUGCUCACGGUCCAGGACGCGAAGGACGCGAUGGACGCGGGCGCGAAGUUCAUCGUCUCCCCGUGCCUCAUCCCGGAGGUUGUCGAGUGGUGCGCGAAGAACAACAUCGUCUCCGCGCCCGGGUGCGGGACGCCGACGGAGAUGGUGCAGGCGUUUAAGCUCGGCGCGCCGAUUCAGAAGCUCUUCCCGGGCGUCGCCGGCGGCCCGGGUUGGGUGAAGGCGGUCUCCGCGGCGCUUCCGUUCCUUCGCAUCAACCCCACGAGCGGGGUCGAGAUCGACACCGCGGCGGAUUACCUGCGCUCCGGGGCGAAGAGCUUGGGGUUCGUCGCGCCCGCGUUUCCGCCAGAGUUGGUCAAGAACAAAGACUGGGACGGCAUCUCCGAGAUCGCGCGCAAGAUUCACGCGGCCGUCGCGUCCGCGUGAGCCGAGCGCUGAGCGCGUUGAGGGAAGAUCGAGGACCGAGCGGCGCGUCGAAAACGACGCGCUUCGCUUUCGGUCGCCCGAGCGAGGAGGUCGUUUGUACAUACAAAUAAUACUGUAACGAAUCAUCAUUAAACCGUU
Molecule: messenger RNA, 1776 nt
Organism: Micromonas pusilla CCMP1545
Lineage: Eukaryota; Viridiplantae; Chlorophyta; Mamiellophyceae; Mamiellales; Mamiellaceae
Product: demethylmenaquinone methyltransferase/aldolase
Exons: 1
Coding region: 1-1638 (545 amino acids)
Molecular function (GO): lyase activity
Source: RefSeq, a predicted model, not a curated record